Syngnathoides biaculeatus (alligator pipefish) is the source of this 1830-nucleotide messenger RNA. RefSeq names its product centrosomal protein 72 (gene cep72). Gene Ontology annotation, molecular function: protein binding. The record is from RefSeq and is a predicted model, not a curated record. Bases 340 to 1659 code for a protein of 439 amino acids. NCBI's taxonomy places the organism in Eukaryota, Metazoa, Chordata, Actinopteri, Syngnathiformes, Syngnathidae. The transcript is spliced from 11 exons.
UUGAAUAUUAACUGAGCAGUUUUUUUUUUUUUAACGUUUGGUUAACCGGUAGUUGAAAAGAAAUAUAUUUUAGUUGGCAAGUUUCGUGUCACUUGAACAAUAUUUAAAUAUUUUUAUAUUGUAUAUUGUGAGUUAUAUUAUGCCCGUUAAACUCCAUUUGCAAUUUGAAUUCGGUUCCUCGUAUGAUGACUUUUCUAUAUAGCUUUAAUUUAGCUCUAAUCCAGCCGUAUCAACUCAGACAUGUAUUUUAAAAAAGUAUCCUAAAAUAGUAAUAGUGUUUGACUUUGAAAAAAAAGAACAUUUUUCAAAUAACCUGAAAGCAAAUUUUGGGGGGGGAAGAUGGCGCCGCUGACUUUGGUGGCUUUGACUGAGGAGUGGAUAAUGAACAAAGUGGGUCUAAAUCACCAACGCCUCGGAGAUGUUCGUUCACUGAGUCUACCUGGAACUUAUAAGCAGAAAAUUGGAUAUCUGGGAAAUGGACUGGCCAACUUUGAGCGUCUAAAAUCUCUCAAUCUUUCACAUAAUUCGUUAGUCUCUCUUGAGGGCCUGCAACACUUGAAACACUUACAGAUCCUAAAUCUGUACUACAACUGCAUACCUUCCCUUGAAGAGGUAAAGGUCCUCUUUGAGUUGUCAUUUUUGAGAGAACUGGAUCUGAGACUCAACCCUCUGGGCAAGAUUUACCCGCACUACCGACCUUUUGUGGUGCUCGCCAUGGCCAGCCUACGCAAAUUAGAUGGCUGUCCGGUCAAAGACGCUGAGCGCAAGGCUGCCAAGAAGCGGUGCUCCCGGUUAAGAAGUCGUGAUGAUAGACAGGCCCUAGUGGAGCGGCUCAGCAUGAAGCUUUCCCUUCUGAGUGACGAAGAUGAUGUCGGGUCGAACCCCGUUGACAUCCGAAGAAGCCACAGUUACUCAAACGAAGAAUUGCAGUCAGCUCCAGACCACCAAUGUCCCAGUCCCAGUCAUUCUGGCUCCAGCCCCUUUUUCAAUCGUUCGUGGCUGACGAAACCUGGGCUGCAAGCAGAAAACAAGCAGCAGGACAGUUACAGGAAGCCGUUAGAGGAGCUGCUCGACGUCAUGGAUAAACACUGGGUGGGAAAAAGAACUCUGCAGCUUAACACCAACUUCCUGACUCAGAUUGUCCAGAUCCUCUCUAUGAUGGAAAACCAUAUCUCCAGUAAGGAUGCUGAGGUCAAGACCUUAAAAGAGGAAGUGGGCGCGUUGUGCUUUUUCGCUGCAGCGCAAGAAAGAGAACACAAAGCCGACGUGACCGAGUUCACCGCUCGUCUGGUGAUGACACGGAUAGAAUUGCAAAAUUCACAGGAAAACUCUUCAUGGGAACGUAAAUUGCUGUGGAGAACCCUGACAGGGCAAAGACAGAAGUCACUUCAGUAUAAUGUAGAAUGUUUAGGGAGAGCUCAACACGCAGCUGAGGGUUGCCUUGGAGAAGAACGCCGCCCUCCAGAAGGAGCUGAUCACGUCAGAACGUCUGUACCGCCAGUGUAUGGCGGACCACCUGCCCGCUUUACAGGAUAUAGGGGCUCAGAGGAGGGUGGAGGAGCUGAGGAAGGAGGUGGCGGAGCUGAGAAGGAAAGUCAAGGAGGCUCAAGAGCGUCAAGGACCAACCUCAGUUCUGACUGGAAGUGCGCAGGAGUGUGAUUGAGGAGAAUCCUGCAGGCCUGAAGGAAAUCGCACGCACCGCUUCAAUGCUAACCAGCCGUGUAGUAUUGAAUUUAUUUCCAAUCACUGCGCUAUUUAUUAUUUCGAAACAAUGUAGACGGCAGUGUUUAUUUGAAGUUAACCCUAAACAAAAAAAUGUAAUUUAUUAAA